Molecule: messenger RNA, 5875 nt
Organism: Hippocampus zosterae (dwarf seahorse)
Lineage: Eukaryota; Metazoa; Chordata; Actinopteri; Syngnathiformes; Syngnathidae
Product: nuclear receptor ROR-beta-like
Exons: 10
Coding region: 2274-3650 (458 amino acids)
Biological process (GO): regulation of transcription by RNA polymerase II
Cellular component (GO): nucleus
Molecular function (GO): nuclear receptor activity; zinc ion binding; RNA polymerase II cis-regulatory region sequence-specific DNA binding
Source: RefSeq, a predicted model, not a curated record
ACCCCCACAAAUAGAUGACAGUAGCGUGCACUGUGCAGUAGUUGUUUUUAUCACAGGAAGUACAGUAAACGAGCGGAGGGUGUGAGGAAGAAGCUAAGAAGGCCCCUGGUGGUGGGAGGUUCCCGUUUGGAGGCAGGAUAUCCAACUGUAAACAAAUCAGAAGCCUUACUUUGUCACUUGAUCUGUUCCCCAUAGAAAAACGAUUUAUAUGUACAGUAUGUAACCCCUUCGGUAUAUUACAAUUAUUUUCCUCUCAAUCAGGGGUGCGCCCAAAUUGAAUCGGGAUCAUUCUCGGGCUUUAGAAGAGCGGAUUUUGGGCACUCCGGUUCGAAAUGAUUUGAGUCCAUCGUUAGCAUGCCGACAUUACAUCUGCAUCACAUCUGACAGACGGGGCCUUGAAAAUCCUUUGCUGUUUUCAGCCACCCCCCACCACCCCCAGAUUCACUGAUGUUUUUUUUUAAGAGAGCGUCGCCAUUUCAAAAGCCCUUAAAAUCUCGGGAUUGCACGCAAAGGCAUAGUGCUCUACCACCUCAGCAAGAAUAAAAUGACGGGAGGCAUGCAUGCAACAUGGCUCGAUGUAAUAUAAUGGAGAGUGUUACGGCAGAAGGUUGUUGCAAGAUGACUGCGUGUGCUGCACCAUCAUCUGGCACCCCGCCGCGCCACAUGACGCAAUCAGCGUCGCCGAAACCCACGGAAUGAAACCCCAUGCCGUCAUCCCUUCCAAUUAGUAGCCAGCAAGUCACAACAAGGCCUCAUUUGGCUCAUUUGCUCUCAAAGUGUAGGCAUACUGCAAAUAGACAAGGGUAUUACAACACAUCAAGGAAUGGGGGGGAAGAUUAUUAUUCAGUUUGAAAUGAGCUCAUUAAAAAAAAAAAACGCAGAACAGCGGCUUCCUUCCACCAAGUGAUGCCAAAGUGCGAUCGAGCUGUGCUCAUAUUACGGCGCGCUAACUAGAACAGCUUGUACUCGUAUUGAAACUGGCUGUGAGAGUAUUGACAUUCGUCACAUACGUUGACAUGCGUGUGACCACGCACACCAGGGGGGGGGGGCAUGUGGGAAGGUCGACAUCUUUUUCCCUUUCUGAUACGUUACUGACACACUGACACGCUACCUGUUUGACACACUGGCCUACAGGCGUGCUUGUUAUGCAAUUACAUUACUGGCAAUCUGUUCCACCUGGAACAAAAUGUUGGAAGACAAAAGUGGCUUUUCCGACGCAUGAUAACUAGCUCAGACGUUUAACUGGCUGAGAGCAACAUCAACUGUUUCUUCUGGUUUCUUUCGCUCUGUGUCUCUUUUUUUUUUUAACAGGCCUGUCUUUCCGAGUAGGUAAAUGUUGCCUUAAGCGGAACUUGUCUAGUGCCCCCGUGCCUUGGCAAAGUGAUGGAAAAAUGAAUGUCAACAGAACUUUUUCCUCUGGUCUGUCUGGCUUUGACGGUUAGCGGUUAGCUAUAUGCUCACACUGGACUUCGACGGUACAUACUGCGAUACCAUCUUUGGUCAAGAGAUUAGAGACAUGCCUGUGAAGCUGCAACAUUGAGGGUGUGUGGCUGUAUGGACAUCUGUAUUGUAUUUCUGGCUCUUAGCGGGGGGAUAAGAAUAGACGCGGCUGUACCGAAGCUCACUGUCAAAGGCAGAGGAAACCGAAGAGAUGGCAUCCAGGUUACUUUGUCUGUACAGUAGCCGCAUACGGUAGCUUGAUCAUUUUUGAACUGGCGUGUAUCAGUAAUAAAACACCAUGUUUAUUUCUUACGUCUUUUAAGACAGAACUGGAAAAUGCCGUUUUUCCGGUAUCAUCGUUAUUUCUCAGAGGCUUUAAUUUGAACUGUUACGCAACCUCAUUUUUCUGAUGCAAGCUCCAAGGUUUAAGGAAAGAUUUUUUAAAAAAUUUUUUUCAUGGAAGCAAGCGAUUUGUUGAGCUCCACCUUAAAACUAGUCUGUGGAGCACAGUGAUCUGCCUGCUUUUCCCUCCUUUCUUCCCCCCUCCCCAUGCAGUGGGAAAGUGUGUCAGUGGGACAAAAUGUCCACAUGGGCUGACAGGCUACAGCAACCAAGCGACGGCUGACUCAGCCAAUACCAAGCAAGCUGCCGUCACAGCCCGGCCAAUGGGAUCGCGAGAAUCCGGCGAGGACGGAUCGCCGACAUGUUGCUAGACUCAAAUCGAGGUCAUCCCCUGUAAAAUCUGCGGGGACAAGUCCUCGGGGAUCCACUACGGGGUCAUUACCUGUGAAGGCUGCAAGGGGUUCUUCCGUCGCAGCCAGCAAAACAACGCCAUGUACUCGUGCUCGCGCCAGAGGAACUGUUUGAUCGACCGAACGAACCGCAACCGCUGCCAGCACUGUCGUCUGCAGAAGUGUCUGGCUUUGGGCAUGAGCCGAGAUGCGGUGAAGUUUGGUCGCAUGUCCAAAAAGCAGCGCGACAGCCUGUACGCUGAGGUGCAGAAGCAUCAGAAAUCCCAGGAGUGCGUGGGCUCCGGAGACGGGGUCUCGACAACACCCAGGGAGGACGGUGCAUGCGGCGGGAGCGGAGAGGACGGCGAGGGAGCUUUGAGCCGUUCCUACAGCACCGGGGGCUCCAGCUCCACCCUCAGCGACCUCGAUGACAUCGCGGCACUCCCCGACUUAUUUGACCUACCGCUGACCCCCGAGGAGGCCAGCGAGUAUUGCAGCCUGGAGCUACUGGGCGGAAGCGGAGGGACCAGCACAGGAAAUACCUCCAACUCAUCAUCCGCUUCUUCCUCUUCGUCAUCCCCGUCCAAUCAAAAUUCUCCGCAGCAGACGAUAGACGGGUCUGACAACAGUGGCAUCCAGCUCUUGCACACACAUUCUCUCACGCUUCCCCUGCUUGGAGACACACACGCGCUGCUGGACCAGUUGCCCGAUGACUGCUCAAUAACAGACCUUGAGCGAAUCUCGCAAUGUAUUGUGAAGUCUCACAUGGAGACAUGUCAGUACAGCGCUGAAGACAUGAAGAGAUUCAACUUGGUCCAAUACACACCUGAGGAAACGCGUGCUUUUCAGAACAAGUCAGCCGAGUGGAUGUGGCAGGAGUGCGCACACCACAUUACAAAUGCCAUCCAAUACGUGGUGGAGUUUGCCAAACGAAUCGCUGGAUUUAUGGAUCUUUGCCAGAAUGACCAGAUUAUAUUGCUGAAAGCAGGAUGCCUGGAGGUCUUGCUGAUUCGGAUGUGCCGGGCUUUUAACGUCAACAACAGCAGCAUUUUCUUCAAUGGAAAAUUUGCCUUGCCUCAGUUCUUCAAAGCGCUCGGUUGUGACGACCUGGUGAGUGCAGUAUUUGAACUGGGCAAAGGACUCUGCCGCCUCCAGCUGUCUGAUGAAGAGGUGGCUUUGUUUAGCGCCGCUGUUCUUCUCUCCCCUGAUCGGCCGUGGCUGAUGGAUGGCCAAAAGGUUCAGAAGCUUCAGGAACAAGUUUACCUGGCUCUGCAGCACAGCCUUCUUAAGAGCGCUUCUGAGGAGAAACUGGACAAGAUGCUGUCCAAACUACCCAUCAUGAAAUCUAUUUGUCACCUCCACAUUGACAAACUGGAGUUUUUCCGCUUGGUCCACCCGGAGACCGCGUACAGUUUCCCUCCGCUGUACCGAGAGGUGUUUGGAACCGACCUUUCCCUGCCCGACUCCACCAACAGCUAGACACGACGGACCGACUGACAGAAAGACUGACCGACUGACACAGAGAGAGAUGGAGGGAGUGCGUUUAGCGGAAGGGAAAAGGAGAGACAGAGUCGGAUCCAAUAUGUUGAUGUUCAACAACCAGCAGUUAGCAGACAAUCCAGGACUUAAAAGACUCCGUCUCCCGUGAUUCCAAAGUCGCCCUCCACUUUCCCAGCAGGCAAAGCACCUUAACACUACAAGACCGCGCACGCUCUGCGUAUUGUAGCAGCACCGACGAGCAGAUGCACGAGGCGGACGCCAGUUUUGAAAACUUGCGUAACGUCUGACCCGCGGCGGAUCGCCCAACCGGUCAUGAAUGUACCUCGACGAGCACCAGUGCACAAGCAACGACUCAACGGUGAAUGUAUAACCCUUGUCACGCUUAGACGGUUUCAUACAUGCUCGUAGAAAGAAGAUUUCAGUCAAUAUUGAUCCCUCGGUAUGGUAUGUGUGUGCGGAUAUUCGUACUAAAACCGCCCUAUUAGUGUACUGACACUUAGGGACCAAGAUCACAAGUCAUUUUAUACAAAAAAGAAGAAAAAAAAACCAACUACAAAAACAACUUGAGCUCCCCGAGCCGCUUCGCUCACAUUUCGCCUGCGUUUCGGUGCUGCCUUGAGAAAACCUCAGUUCCCACGCGUCCCUUUUCCUUGCAAAUGCCACUUAAGAGACAGGGCACGAUGAAAUGAUCUUUAAUUUAUAUACACAUUUAUAUACAAAUAUUUUAAAUAAGAGUGUAAAUAGAUGACUAUGUGCGACUGCGGAGAGUGUUGGGAGCGCGUGAGAUUAGUUCAGAGCGAAAGGGAGAGAAAAGUGAGAUGCACACAAAAGGAAGCUGAUAUUCGGACUCUGGACUACUUUCCUCUCUAUUUAGUACUCUCAGGUUUCCAUGACAACACCCAGCACCCUUUGUCCCCACUCCGCCGCACCCCAUGACAACAAACCCACCAAGUGGGUGAACAGACACUUGUUGUACAGAUGCAAACGGGGGCAGCAGCGUGUCCGUCCGACGGAGGAAACAAAUUGCCUUUGUUGGGCAUUUAAACUGAGCUCUGAUGUUGAUGAUGACUGUGCCCCCCCUCGCCUGAAGAAACAAAAGGAGGACAAACGGGACUCGAAAGGAAAAGAGCAAGCAAGCCACACUUUAGGAACCUGAGACAAGGGGAUACACGGUAUCGCCCCCUCCCCCCCCCCCCCUUUCCCCUCGUCAAUCUGUUUCUAACCAGCAGUCGGGUGUUGUUUCCUUCAAUCACUUAUGCGGUCGCACUUGUUCAGGUACCCGACGGUCCACAAUUUGUAUCAUAACACCUUCCUGACUGGUUGGAGCAACUGUAUUAUUUGUAGAAAUGCUGUUCUUUCCACUUUUAGUCCCAACACUUGUUUGAAUAAAAAGCACUUACAAUCCCCCCCCCCCGCCACCCGUUUCUCAGUGGACACUAGUCUUAUGCCAGACGGAGCUACCAGCUGCCCCCCUGAGUUGGACCUCAAAGCCUGUAAGACUUUCUUGUUUAUCUUUUUUUGUUUUUCGGUUCACGCAAGAUCCUUCAAAGUUUCGGUGCGUUUCACUUGAACAAAAAGUCAACUCCCGGAGGAGGUUGUUUCAGCAUUACUUACUUACUUGGGGUGCUGGGAAGUUUUUAAGGCCUGCCGCCUGCCGCUCAGGGAGCUAGCUGUGAUCUCUUGUCGCUUCUAUGAGCAGCCUCGUCCUCCUCACGCCUUUGCACCCCAUCACCAUAAUCAGUGUGGACGUAAAUGUUCUACUUUUGUGAAUGUUGCUCACAAACUGCCCCGGGACCCCUUCCCGUUUGUCCUAAUAUUGUAACUUUAAAUUUAUGAGCAUUUAUAUAGGAACACAAACAAAUCCGUUUUAAAGAUCAACUCCAUUCUUUAAGUUUUUAUGUUUUUUUUUUCCUUUUGCUGUGAUCUUCACUUAUUUGUCGCGUAUCCACUUUCUUUACAUGUCUCCACUUUUUUGGCCUUUCCAGUCAGUAAUCGUUUUAUUUAAUUGGCAAAUAAUUGGGGAAAAGUCCAUAAAAGGACUAUCGUCUCCCUUUUCUUUCCUUGUAAGAAAAAAAAUGUACAAGAGAUAUACUACUAGUGAGUCACACUACUAAGUGAGUCACACAGCUCAAUAUAUAUUGUUGUCCAAUGGGAUACAUUAUAUGUGGUUUUAAGAAUGUAAUAAAUGGUUUCUUCUUUAGAAA